Molecule: messenger RNA, 3701 nt
Organism: Etheostoma spectabile (orangethroat darter)
Lineage: Eukaryota; Metazoa; Chordata; Actinopteri; Perciformes; Percidae
Exons: 5
Coding region: 20-2743 (907 amino acids)
Source: RefSeq, a predicted model, not a curated record
AUGAAAUGAUGUCACAGGGAUGGAGAUUUACCCCGCCACAUCCCGACUGCUGGAGCGGGUCCCGGAGCCGCUACUGGCCGGCGUGCUGGGCGGGGUCGGCUUCAUGUGCUUGGCACUGGUCUUGCUGCUGGGGUCCGCCUGUGUCAUCAGCCACAAGAGGGAUCAGCGUCGCAGAAAGAAGGAUGAGCCCCCCUCUGCCAUCUAUAAAUGCUCCCCAUCAAUGAAGACUUCAGGCAGUGGCAGUCCAGACAGUGUGUUGAAGAGAAGCCUCCUUCCAGCCAGCCUCCUCUAUCCCACCUCUUCCUCCUUCACCACCACCACCGCCUCCUCCUCCUCGCAGACAGACGGCUCCUCUUUUAGCGCCGACAGUCAUCAUCGGCAGAAGCAACUCCAGUCCAACUACAGCAGAGGCCGCCUUACUAGGACAACUUCUACUCCCAUUUCUCCUCCAAUCGAGUUGAUCUCUAGAGGCCCGGAUGGGCGUUUCGCACUCCUGCCGUACAGCGACGACACGCUGAGUGUUCACAGCAAGAGAAGUGGAAGGUAUAACCAAUCUAGUGUCCAAAGGUCUGUGUCUCUGCAUUCAGAGAGGGAAGACAGGAAGCCGGCAUUUGUGCUUUCUGUUGAUCUCCCACCAUGCCGGCCGGCACAGGGUAAUCCUACAAACGAAAUUUGUGGCGUGGCCCAGAGCCUGCCACAUCCCCGCCCUUAUAUCUUGGAUCAGAAGGCAAGCUACGAUGGCUCUCCUCCUCCACACGUCAGCAGCCUGGGCUCGAACAGUAGUUUGGCCACCAUUUCUCAACAAGACAGAGAAAUACCUCCCAAAUUUCCAGUGCUCCCGCAUAUCCGAUCCGGCCUAGGCCAGCCGUCUGUGACCGCCAGCGCUCUGGUUCUCCAAAUGGAGCACGAGCGCGAGAGGGGAAACCUGAGCCGCUGUCUGAAGCUGGCUCAGGAGAGGGAGGAGCUGGAGAUGGAGCUCCGGAAGUACACGCUGGAAAGAGGCUCGGCGAGAGAAACGGAGACGGAGCAUUUUGACUUUGAGAGGAGAGAGGCCGGCGCUAAUGAGCUUGGGUGGGAAUGUAAGAGCAGUACCUUGCCCCACAGAUACCCCAAGGGAGGGAAAGAGUGCUUUGGUCUGUCCCAGAGCCCUUUCUCUUCAUCUGAUGAGCAUAGGGAUUCCCGUUCUCUUGUCUAUCCUCUCACUCUAACCCCGAGCCGCACCUGUUUCAGAGCGUCUUCACCGGCGAGUGCAUCUUGUUUUAAGCCUGGUAACCAUUACACUGCUCCAUCCUCCACCAAACACACCCACCUCUUAUCUGAGGAGGCAGGCAGAAUAACUCUCCCACGUCUCUCCUCAAAGCACCAGAGGCAUGAAACGGUCGAGGCAGCACCAGAAGGCUAUGAUAAUUCACCACAAUCCACAGUUUUAGAAAUGCAAACGAAUGAUUCAUGCUCUGAGGCAUGGAGACAGAACAAUCAUAGUCAUAGCAGCCUUUCAACGUUGUCUUUCCAUAGCAGUAAAUAUACUGAAAGAUCUAAUCUGUGCCUGGAUGCAGUGCCAGACUCUUUAGAAGCAGAGGUAGUGUUCCUCGAGCCCACUGAUGAAGUUGUGUGUGUUGAGAUGAGUGUGGACGAGCCAGAGUUGGAGGUGUGUGAGAUGCAGCCUGCGAAGCCCAUGCUGCACCACAGGAUUGCCUCCCAUGUUCAACAUGGGCACUCGCUGAGUCGCAGAGGCCGGCACGAAGACGCGACUAGGAGCACAAGCUUUAACCGCCGCAGUCCAGCUUACCCUCAAACUCUCGGACCAGAACCCUGGAGAGCUGUGACGCACAGCUCUAAACUCUGGGACUCUAAGCAGCGAAGCCAGAGCCUUGACUCCCGGAGACGGAAAGAGAGGGGUUUCCUGGCUCCUGAUGCGUGGAUAGACUCUCUCAGCCAAGAGGACUGCUCUGUUGCGUCUUCUUGUCGCCCACACACAAUGUUCUGGGAACCCCAGAGCUCUCCGCUCAGGAGCAUCUCCAAAUCUCCUGCAAAGUCACCUUCGGCUUCCAAAGCUGCCUCGCGGUCACCUCCUGCUGUGGAUGCUUUAUCUCUAAAAAGCAGCCCAGACAGGCCUAUUCCAAAAGCUGACGUGCCUCGCCACUAUGAGCCCAAAAGAGAGGCGUCCAUCUUUCCCAGUGCUGCCAAAUGGGCAAUUGACUACCGGGAGGCGGUGAAAGAGGCAGAGGUUUAUCUGGAGGCCAUGAAGGAAGCUUCCAUAUGCUUGCCGCAUGGCAAAGACGAUUACCGAGAGGCACUAGAAUUAGAGGGGGGGGGCUCCGAGGGAGUGCCAGAGUCCGGGAGCAGCUACAGCAGUUAUGCAAGCAGCGGCCGAGGCAGCAUGGAGCCCGCUAACAGACGCCUGUCCCUGUGUCACCUCUCCCCAACCCUCACCAGCUCACCCGGGACUGUAGAGGGGAGCCAGGGGAGCACAGAGGACACUCACCAAAUGGAACAAAGCCAAAGGAGAAAGGUUUCAGUUGAUGAGAAUUAUGAGUGGGAUGCUGCCGAUUUCUGCUCACAGCUGGGAAACCAUGACGACCUGCUUCCUUCGUUGAAUCUACUGAAGCCUACUCAAUGCCGUAGCCUUGCCAGAAUGCAGUGCUCCACCAAGGCACAGACACAUUGUGCUCAGCCCUCUUUGCUCCUGGGGCAUCAAAGCAGCUGCUCUGCUGAGCCAGAAGCAGAAUCCGUGCUGUUCUGACAGCGCCAGCCUUCGGCUCAUCUCACCCGUUGUGUCGUGUAACUUAUUGACUUGCAUCACGAGGUGACAAAAAAAUAGGCAUUUUGGAGAAAGUGAGCUUUUUCCUGAUCAAUUCCUGUUUUCAAAGCACAAAAAAAGGACAACGUACAGAAUAGCUUUUGAAGGGGGGGUCGUUUUCAACAGUACAGAGAUCAGUUAAAGCAGUUGUUCCCAAACGUUUUUACAUCAAGGACCCCUAUACUGACACACAAAAGAACAUGGACCCCCAUUAGGAUACGAUUUUCUCCCCCAUCUGAUAGGAUUCUUACUUUUAGAUGUUCCUUCGUCAAUCGGUGUAGCCGCCAACAACGUUGCCACACAGUUGACCGUUCAUUUUGGAAACCUUUAAAGACACAGACCCACCAUAACAUAACUUGAGAAGGGAGAAAACGUCAGUGAAAUCAGGAAUUGCUGACUCUCUCCGUCAGUCUCUCAUUCAGGCUCUUUCCACUGUCCCAUGUCUUGGAGUUUUCAGACUGCCUGUGUUGGCCAGUCCAGCAAAAACAGGUCGUUCGAUUCAUUUUGAAUGGGGGCUGCAGCGGGGGUUGCCACAGGUGGGACAUGCAAAAGAAUCAGCGUGGGCCUGCAAAAAAUGUUGAGACUUACUCAACUUUUUUUGAGAACCGUAACCCCACGUCAGUGGCCAAUCAUGUAACCGGGGAUCAGACUCUUCUCUAUGUUUUGAGCUGUGGUUUGAGGCGGUGUGAGAGUCCCGUACGGUAACAGGAAACAUCACUAACUUUAUUGUUGCCAGGGUAAAAAACAAAUCUCAAGUACUGAACAGCCCAGGAGUUUGUGUAACAACUGAAUGUUUACUGCAACAACAACACACUCGCUACGUCUCGCUCGUCUCGUUUCUUUCUCACUUUCUCCUGUGAAAUGAAGCUGCCUUCAAGUGCUGUCGGAAACGUUGAUUUAU